AGAGGAGCUCAUCGCGGAAGCGGCUACAGGAAGAGAAGUGAGUCCCGGAGGCCCGGCGUUCAGAUUUAGACGGUUUUCGUUCGCUGACUUUAAUAAGGAGUCAAAUAUGUCGAAGAACACGGUGUCGGACCGCUUCAGGAAGGUGGACGUGGACGAGUAUGACGAGAAUAAGUUCGUGGACGAGGAGGAGGGCGGGGAGAACCAGCUGGGUCCGGACGAGGCUGAGGUGGACUCGCUGAUCAGACAAGGAAACCUGAUGGGGGCGCUGCAGGCCGUGCUGAAGAACCCACCAAUCAACACCAAGAACCAGAACGUGAAGGACCGAGCUGAGGGUCUGGUGCUGAAAGUACUCACAGCCUUUAAGAGCAGUGAUAUAGAGAAGGCGGUGCAGUCUCUGGAUAAGAACAAAGUGGACCUCCUGAUGAAGUACAUCUACAAAGGCUUCGAGCGGCCCUCGGAGAACAGCAGUGCGGUUCUGCUGCAGUGGCACGAAAAGGCUCUCUCAGCAGGCGGCGUGGGCUCCAUCGUCCGUGUGCUCACGGCCAGGAAAACCGUUUAAGCCCUCCUCACCCAAACCUCUUGGCAGCGCUGGCACAGGGAUUGGCAGGCACAACCCCAGACAGCGCCUGGCACCCACCUACACUGUGGAGGACUUCCAGUCUAGCAUCUCUCACUUUCCCUCUUUCUUCUCUCUUUUUAUAUUGCUUCUGUUCUGGGUUUCUUGCAGAGACGACAGACCACCGCUGCUCAGCUCAUUGCGGUGGUCGUCUUCAGUGGACAGCUGUUUUUUUAACUCAUCCACUGAGGAAGCUGUCUCUAACCCAGUGGACUGUUGAGGUGGCUUUAGGUUUAUUAUUAUACAGUAGAAUGUAUGUGUUUUAGGCACGACUGUGGUCUUUUUGAAACAGUGUCAUGUACAGUGAUGUACUACACAUUCUCUUCACCCCUCAAACUACUAUCUGAUGCAACUUACCAGCUUUCAUUGGGUCACUUUUUCUUCUUUUUCCUCAAAUCUGCAGGGCAACUUCACCCAAAAGCUCUAAAGAAGUGAUUUCUCUCAUUCAAUUUACCUGCAACCACUUGCAUGAAACAUCUUACGUUAUUCUUUUUAAAUUAAACACAUAAUCGAUGCAUUUAAAACUGUAAAUUUAUAUAAAAAGUGCUGAAACUUAGAGUCUAAAAUUCAUUGUACAAGAUAUUAAGACUGAAAUUCACUGAAAGAACUUAACUCCAGCCCUUAGAAAUGAACAGGCUGUUUUUUUUAUUACUGUGCCUUUAAGACUGAUAUACGUAAAUGAGCUCUGUUCUGAUUGGCUGCACUGCAAUGCCUCAUUAAAGUCUGGCCUCAAACAUUCCUUAUAACUUCAGCAUGAAUUGGUGGCGCUAAACAGCUGAAUGGGUGGACGUGUGUAAUGUGACCUCAUAAAAACAAUGAAUUCAAAACGAUGUUUUUGCAGCUUAGUUUCAGUAUACAGACUGCAUGGACUUCAGAGUGGACAGUACAUUUUGUUAAUUCAGCAGUUCUUACAUACUACACCAAAACUCUUGUUUAUAAAGGUGAGGAAAUUUCAGUUUCAGGUCCUUUAAAGACGUUUUAUGCGACCACAGGUUUUUAAAGCAGGGUUUCUCAACAACUGGGGCGAGGACCACAAGUGGGCCACAACACACCCCUUGGUGGUCCUUGGACCUAUACCGAGGUGGGGGCAGUGGUCUGUUGGGCACCUAUGAUGGCACUUUGUCAUGAAAAAUAUAUUGAAAAAAUAAUUGACCUAAUAAAAAAAGAUAUAAAAUGUUUUCGGGCGGUUAACAACAUCAAUACAAUUAAAUAA
Messenger RNA from Colossoma macropomum (tambaqui), 1829 nucleotides. It is a transcript of the gene arpc5a, whose product is annotated as actin related protein 2/3 complex, subunit 5A. Gene Ontology annotation, cellular component: Arp2/3 protein complex; actin cytoskeleton; cytoplasm. Bases 107 to 559 code for a protein of 150 amino acids. Gene Ontology annotation, molecular function: actin filament binding. The record is from RefSeq and is a predicted model, not a curated record. NCBI's taxonomy places the organism in Eukaryota, Metazoa, Chordata, Actinopteri, Characiformes, Serrasalmidae. The transcript has 4 exons. Gene Ontology annotation, biological process: regulation of actin filament polymerization; cell migration; Arp2/3 complex-mediated actin nucleation.